CCAUCAGCUGUGAUUCAGGCAUGUGUUUGUUGUGUGUUCUGCUUCUUCUUUCGUCUCUUGAAUUUUGGGUUGUUCUGGCGGAAAAAAGCGUGGCUUGUCAAAUUAAAAAGAAAAAAUCAGGGUUUUUGGCUAUUCAUACUAUGCAUACGCAUGAGCAUUUCAAAUCGCCAACGAACGAAGACGAGCUCGACGACACUGAUGACGAUAUGGUAGCUGGAGUAAUAGCUGAAAUUGAACAGGACGUGCUCAACGAGUCUGAGAGCGACGACGACGAAUACGAUUUGGCGGAUAUGGGCGCGCUAGUGCAGCAUCAGGCGGCCAGCAGCUCAGAUGAUAGCAUCAGCAGCGACGGCAGCUUUGAUCCGAAUGCAGAGGACACCGACUCUGAUGACUCAAUGAUCGAUGAGGUGGCGUCGGCUGGUGCAAGCAGUGCCAAGCGGCGCAAGGAGCAGUCCGCAGAUGAUGGUGCCGGACCCAGUGGAUCGGACCCAAGUGGUGUUUCUGAUUAUUCACAUUUGGAUGAGGAUGACGAAACGGAUGAGACGGUGCGUGCCAUGAUAGCUGCCAUCAAGAAGACACGUAGUGCGCCGCCAGAGAUUAAGCUUGAGGAUUUCAUAACAGACAUUUGCUUUCAUCCGGAGCGCGAUAUCAUUGCCCUGGCAACUAUUAUUGGGGAUGUGCAUUUGUAUGAGUAUGGUAACGAGGAAAAUAAACUCCUGCGCACCAUUGAGGUACACGCCAAGGCAUGCCGGGAUGUCGAGUUUACUGAGGAUGGUCGCAGUUUGAUCACCUGCUCGAAGGACAAGUGCGUCAUGGUCACCGACAUGGAGACGGAAAAGCUAAAGAAACUUUACGAAACGGCCCAUGAUGAUGCCAUCAAUAAGCUGUUUGUGCUGGACGAGCGUCUUUUUGCCACUGGUGAUGAUGCGGGCACUGUAAAACUAUGGGAUUUUCGCACCAAGGAUGCCAUAUUUGAGCUGAAGGAGGUAGAGGAUCAGAUAACACAAAUGCUGACCAAUGAACAGAAUAAACUGCUGUUGGCGACCAGUGCCGAUGGAUAUUUAACCACCUAUAAUAUCGGUGCUCGGAAAUUGUAUGUGCAAUCCGAACCAUAUGAGGAGGAGCUUAGUUGCAUGGGCAUUUAUCGUGGCAACUCCAAACUGGUGGCGGGUACCUCAAAGGGACGCCUUUAUACCUAUAACUGGGGCUACUUUGGCUACCACUGCGACAUGUAUCCGGGCAUCAAGAGCCCCAUAAGUCUGAUGGUACCCAUUACGGAUCGGAUUGCGUGUGUGGCUGGCGAGGAUGGCAAUAUACGUGCAUGCCACAUUGCACCUUAUCGCAAUUUGGGUGUUGUGGGACAGCAUAAUAUGCCCAUCGAGUCGCUGGAUAUUAAUUGCAGUGGCGAAUUACUGGCAUCCUCGUCGCACAACAACGAUGUGCGCUUCUGGAAUGUAAAAUAUUUCGAGGAUUUUGGCGAUAUUAAAUAUAAUGAGAAGCACAAUGCAUACAAGGAGAAACGACACAAUUUGCCUUCAUCCAAGUGCACAAAUGCCUCCGACUUCUUUGCAGAUAUGACCAAGGAACAGGACGACGACGACAAUGGCGGGCAAGACAACAAUACUGGAGCUGGACCAAGUAAUAUAACCUAGAUAAAGUUGCCUAUCUCGAGUCUUACAAAAUCUGUAGUAAGGUUUGGCAUUAUACAUACAUAUAUCAUUGUUAAACAUUUCUCAACAAUUUUUAGCUCUAGUUUUUAAGUACUGUACUGUAAAAGCUUAAUAAAGUUAGCAUGUACCUAAAUAAAACAA
This is a messenger RNA of Drosophila grimshawi, 1811 nucleotides long. Its product is annotated as WD repeat-containing protein 55 homolog. NCBI's taxonomy places the organism in Eukaryota, Metazoa, Arthropoda, Insecta, Diptera, Drosophilidae. Bases 21 to 1652 code for a protein of 543 amino acids. Gene Ontology annotation, molecular function: protein binding. The transcript is spliced from 2 exons. The record is from RefSeq and is a predicted model, not a curated record.